Messenger RNA from Conger conger (European conger), 4396 nucleotides. Its product is annotated as zinc finger protein 271-like. Lineage: Eukaryota; Metazoa; Chordata; Actinopteri; Anguilliformes; Congridae. The record is from RefSeq and is a predicted model, not a curated record. The transcript is spliced from 2 exons. Gene Ontology annotation, molecular function: RNA polymerase II cis-regulatory region sequence-specific DNA binding; DNA-binding transcription factor activity, RNA polymerase II-specific. The coding region runs from base 214 to 1692 and encodes 492 amino acids. Gene Ontology annotation, biological process: regulation of transcription by RNA polymerase II.
UCUAGCACGCUUGUUACGACCUCUUCACAGCGAGUACGUCCAUGGAUUCACACUGCUCAAAUGAACUCGACCGUGCGUUUUAUGAAUAACACAUCUUUAACGCAGACGUGGGGUUAUUCACCACGGAGAUCUAAGUUAAACAAACGAUUGACUAAGUAAUUGAGUAAUAAAAGAAUAUGGGAGCUGCACUUCUGCACACCUUUGAGCAGCAGGAUGAUGCAGGCAGGAGUCUGUCUGAGACAGGACACUGAGACAACACUACCAGAGCUCACUGAGCAGCACAGGAUCAGACUGAAAGAAGAGGAACUCAGUGGACUGGAGUCAGAGACAGAGUGUGCUGCACCAGGACUCAACACACUGGAGCCAGAGUGUGUUACAGCACACAGCGGGGUCAGUGAUGGACACCACACACACACAUCAGUGAUCAAAACAGAAACUGAUCUGGGCUCCACCUGCACUGUGGAUCUUAUUAAGACAGAGAGCCUAGACUUUACAGAGCUGGUAUGUAGAACCCAUCUGCACCCUGACCGAAUGAAAACAGAAACUGAUCUGGGCUCCACCCACACUGGGGAUCUUAUUAAGACGGAGAGCCCUGAAAGGACAGAGCUGGGAUAUGUGACCCAUCUGCAUCCUGACCAAAUCAAAACCGAGGCUGAUGAUGGAGGAUACCUGAAGGCAGAACACAUCAGUGACUUUCUGGAUAUUAAAUGUGUUGAUAUUAAAUGUGAUCAAAUCAAGUGUGAGUCCAGUGAAAGUUUAGUGAGUGAUCUCACUGUGACGGUUGGGGCUGGUGUUGAAAACAAAGACAUUACUGAACCAUGGCAAUGUGUAGGAGAGCCAAACCCAAACUGUAAAAAAGAAAGUCAUGAGCUGUCGAUCCAAUGUGGGGACUUAAAUCAUCACUAUGACGGAACCAAUGAAAGUAAUCAGAUGUUUCAUGACAGCAGAAAUGGUUGCCAAAAUGAUUUAAAUUUCCAGAACAUCAAUGUGAUGAUUGAACCCAAGAUAGCUCAUUCAAGUAAAAACUCAAGGCUUUUGAAAUUCAAUCAAAACAAGACCAUUCCGAAAAAUAAAGGUGAAAAGCCACAUAAGUGUAUGCAAUGUGAAAAGUGUUUUUGCAAAAAAUCUGAUUUAAAUGCACACCUGAGAAUUCAUACAGGUGAAAAGCCAUACAAGUGUACACAGUGUGAAAAGUGUUUUUGUAGAAAAUCUGAUUUAAAUACACACCUGAGAAUUCAUACAGGUGAAAAGCCCUAUAAAUGUACACUGUGUGGGAAAUAUUUUUCCCAUACAAGUGGCUUAAAAUGCCACAAGAUGGUUCAUACGGGCGAAAAGCCCUACAAAUGUCCUCAGUGUGAGAAGUGCUUUUCCAAAAUAUCUCAUUUAAAUAUCCACCAGAGAAUUCAUACAGGUGAAAAGCCUUUCAAAUGUACCCAAUGUGGGAAGUGUUUUUCUCAUAGAACUGGUUUCAAUUGCCAUCUGAUGAGUCAUACAGGUGAAAAGCCUUACUCAUGUCCUCAGUGUGAGAAGUGCUUUUACACGAUAUCUCAUCUGAAUAUUCAUCAUAGAAUUCAUACGGGUGAAAAGCCCUACAAAUGCAUUCAGUGCGGAAAGUGUUUUUCCCAGACAAGUGCUUUAAAUCGUCACAAGAUGACGCAUACAGGGGAAAGCCCUGCAGUGGCUCCCAUAUGAAUUAUGAUUUUUCAAAUGUACUUCAUGUAUGAAUCAUGAAUAAAUAAAAAACUUGUUAGUGAUCAAAAGAAAUUGCAAGAAAUUGGUCCCCUUAGACUGCAUUCUCUGCUGGUUUGGGGAAAAAAACCAGUAUGUAGGUCAUUGUGUGUCAUGUUUAAUGAGGGCAUCCUUUACAUCAGGGGUGCUCAACCGCCUUUAUGGCAAUCUACAGUCCUGUAGGUCUUCUAAAUCGGCACCCCUGAUUCUCCUGAUGAGGUGUGCUUUGUUAGGGUUGGAGUGAAAUCCUACAGGACAGUUGAUCUCCAGGAACAGGUCUGGGCAGGCCUUCUCUAGCUGUUGAAUGAGGUGUGCUUUGUUAGGGGGUUGGAGUGUAAUCCUACAGGACAGUUGAUCUCCAGGAACAGGGUUGGGCAGGCCUUCUCUAGCUGUUGAAUGAGGUGUGCUUUGUUAGGGUUGGCGUGAAAUCCUACAGGACAGUUGAUCUCCAGGAACAGGGUUGGGCAGCCCUGCUCUAGCUGUUGAAUGAGGUCUGCUUUGUUCGGGUUGGAGUGUAAUCCUACAGGAUGGUAGAUCUCCAGGAACAGGGUUGGGCAGCCCUGCUCUAGCUGUUGAAUGAGGUGUGCUUUGUUAGGGUUGGAGUGAAAUCCUACAGGACAGUUGAUCUCCAGGAACAGGGUUGGGCAGCCCUGGUCUAGCUGUUGAAUGAGGUCUGCUUUGUUCGGGUUGGAGUGUAAUCCUACAGGAUGGUAGAUCUCCAGGAACAGGGUUGGGCAGCCCUGCUCUAGCUGUUGAAUGAGAUGUGCUUUGUUAGGGUUGGAGUGAAAACCUACAGGACAGUAGAUCUCCAGGAACAGGGUUGGGCAGCCCUGCUCUAGCUGUUGAAUGAGAUGUGCUUUGUUAAGGUUGGAGUGAAAACCUACAGGACAGUAGAUCUCCAGGAACAGGGUUGGGCAGGCCUUUUCUAGCUGUUGAAUGAGGUGUGCUUUGUUAGGGUUGGCGUGAAAUCCUACAGGACAGUUGAUCUCCAGGAACAGGGUUGGGCAGCCCUGCUCUAGCUGUUGAAUGAGGUCUGCCUUGUUCGGGUUGGAGUGUAAUCCUACAGGAUGGUAGAUCUCCAGGAACAGGGUUGGGCAGCCCUGCUCUAGCUGUUGAAUGAGAUAUGCUUUGUUAGGGUUGGAGUGAAAUCCUACAGGACGGUUGAUCUCCAGGAUUGGGCAUCCCGGCUUUACUUGAUGUGCUUUGUGUGUCAGUCCUUGUAAAUUGAAGGGUGAUAUUUUCUGUUAUUGAUGCCAUUGACACCAGUGUACUUUGAAAGAAGCAAUGCGAAAACUAUUUGGGUAUUCUGUAGAAGGAAAGUAGUCAGUAUAUUCCAUUUACUACAAGUCGGGGCUGUAAUGUGCAUGUCAGUAAGAGCUGAUCAUUAGACUCGAGCAGCAUGUUUUAUCUGAGAACAUCCGUGGAGUUUCACUCUUUAUGUUGUAUGCUAAUUAGCCUUUAGCUGUACGUUGCAGUGAAGAAAUUUGGGCACCCCUGGUUUAAAUGUCUGCUGCAAUGAAAACAUGAGACGUUUGUGCACAUUUUUAAAGCAAGAUUGCUUUUUAUUUUCAUUUUUUACUGUUUCUGAAUUUAUUUUUUUAUUUUUGUAAAAGGAAGAAGGCCCUGUGCAAACAUUUGGAUACCAUUUUCAAUUAUUAUUCUUUGUUACUUUUUAAAAAGAUGAUUACUAAGGCCCAGACCCAGGUGAUCUACUCGUUAGGGCUUCAAUUAAUCAGGUGGGUAUAAUUCCAGGGCUGAACCUUCUAUUCUGAAGGAACUCCAUGCCUUCUAAAGUAUCCAACUGCAGUGACUGUUCUGUCUGGUGUUAACAACCUUGGGUUCCUCUAAAGAGUUGUCCAAGGAUUUCAGAAUGAAGAUGGUUCAUUUCCACCCGGAAGAAACUCUUUCAAUGUUUUAAACUACCCAUUUCCACCAUCAGAAACUUUAUUAUGAAAUGGAAGAAAACUGUAACAGUUUAAGUCAAUGCAAGGUCUGGAAGACCAAGAAAGAUUUCAGAUAGAAUGUGCUCUGGUCUGACAAAACCCGAACCUUUCGGCACCACUAAAGAAGGUAUGUUUGGAGAAAAAGGGUGAAGCCUUUGUUGUGGAGAACACCUUGCCAACUGUGAAGCAUGGAGGUGGCUCCAUUAUGCUUUGGGGCAGCUGGGGGCACAAGAAAUAUUGUGCAAGUGGAAGGAAGAAAAGAUUCCAUCAAAUAUCAAGUAAUUCUAGAGGCUAAUGUUCAAAGAUUGUCCAGUCCAGACAUUGAUGUUAAAGCGAGGUUGGGUAUUCCAGCAAGAUGAUCCAAAGCAAACAUCAACAUCAAAAAUUCCAAAAGCGAGAAUGGAUAGAAUCUAAGUUGGCUACAGGAAGCGUUUACAAGCUGUUAUAAUUGCCCCAGGAGGAGUCCUAACUGAGAGGGUUCCCAAACUUUUGCACAGGGCCAUUUCCAUUUUUUAAAAUUAUUUUGAAACCAUACAAAAUUCAAAUAAAAAGUAAGCUUGCUUUAAAAUGUGAAGACAUGUGUCAUGUUUAACACUGUACCAUUUUGCACAUUUUGCACACCACUGUAUUUGGUACUAUGCAUCAAAUAUAUUUAUUGCUGAACUUUCAAAAUGUACAUUGUCACUGAUGAAUAAACUGAAUAAAGAAAAAUAACCUUUCUUUAA